AUGCAGGAGCAGAUGGCACUUCGGCUUGUCUCGGCCUCCUCUUUGCCGCAGGAGCUUGUGAGGUGCGUGCUUGGAGUGAUCUGGUCCUGCAGCCUCAGCCAGAAUCUGGACCCAAGAUUCUACAACAUUGCUUCCCAUGCGUUGCAGCAGCAGGGUCGGGCUCUCGACGCUCGGAACCGAAUACGUGGCAGACAUGGCACAGGUCGUAGAAACCAAACAGGAAUGGAGCUGGCCGGAUGGGCCGGACGGGCCGGACGGGCCGCUUCGGCCGAGGCAGCGCGGGGCCGUUUUCCAAGCGUCGUGCUUGACUUGCCGGAGAAGUUGUUGAUUCUGAAGCCUGCUGGCUGGGAAGUCUACGACGACAGCACCGAUGCGUUCCAGCUGCGGCAGUACCUGAGACAUUUGUUCCAGUUCAAGGUGCCCAUUCUCGAAGAUCCUGACUUCAACUACGGCUUCUUGCAUCGGCUAGACGUGCCAAGUUCGGGCUUGAUCCUGGCUGCCAAGUCCUUCACAGCAUACUAUGGCUUGCAAGCACAGCUUGCUUCAGGAAGGCUGCUGAGGCAUUACCUGGCCGUCUGUCAUGGCCUCCAAUGCACAAGGCGCAUCGAGGCGCCCCUGUCCUGGCUGGAGAACGCCAAGUUGGGGGGUCUGUCGGGGUCGGGCCUCUCCUUGACGCGCAGCGGCCCAGGCAAGCCAGCACGCACGGACUUCAAGCUCCUCAGGCGAGCUUUCUCAGGGCCGGGAAGCCGUGGGAAGAUGUCUGCUCUGUCGAGAUCCUCUGAGACCUCUGCGAGAUCCGCUUUCAAGUUCCUGAGGCCCUUCUUCCGGUCCUUGAGCUUGGGCCAAAUCGAGAUCGGGACGGGGCGCCGGCACCAGAUCCGGAGCCACCUGAGCCACGUGGGAGCUCCGGUCCUCGGCGACGCGAAGUACACGUCCCAAGAGACCUUCGACGACUUCGACGACUUCGGCGAAGGAGACUACGAGGGAGACGAAGGGCACUGCAAGACCCGGACCGCCCUGCACCGGUUCCGGCUUUGCUUCCAGGAGGAGCUCGGGUGGCGCAACGUCACCGCCUUGCCGGACCCAGGCUUCGAGGACUUCCUCGGACCUUUCUUGGACACAGGCCUUAGCGGGCCCGAACGACCUUCGGACCUAUGGGAUCUCUUGGAACCGGCGUGA
Molecule: messenger RNA, 1179 nt
Organism: Symbiodinium natans
Lineage: Eukaryota; Dinophyceae; Suessiales; Symbiodiniaceae
Source: the annotation of a GenBank genome assembly